AUGAAGUUCUAUUUGAUAAUUCUUGUUCUUUCUGAGAAAGUACAGAUUAGUCUUUUAUCUAAAGUGGAAAAUGUCUUUCUCUACGUGCAGUCUGGCAUGACACAAUCCGAUGCAUGCGUUUUAAAGGAAACCCCAGUAAAUAAUUCAACAGUCUCUGCUUUGUUAAAAUGUGGCAUUCACUGUAAUGCCCUUUCACAGUGUGUUGGUGUCGAUAUCAUAGGAAAAGAAGCAAAACGCUGUCGCCUUUUGUAUGGAUACCCAGCUCUUAUAUCAACUCACACGGCAUCAGACGAAACUGUUAGAUAUCAAAAGUCCACUGGAGUCAAUACUGGAACAGAUUUGUAUUGCUCUGUGCAAUUAUCAACAGGGCAAAUCUUAUCUACCUCGUGUAAUCAAGGGACUCAUCUGUGGGUGAUCAUUCAGAGACGUUUUGAUGGAUCAGAGAAUUUUUUUAGAAACUGGACAGCCUACGAAAAUGGGUUUGGAUCUAAAGAAUCAGAGUUCUGGUUAGGUAACCGGAACAUUCAUAGAUUAACAAAUGAUGGCUUUGUAUACCUUCGAAUCGAAAUGAUGGAUUAUGACUGUGUUUGGAAGUAUGCAGAGUAUUCAACCUUUUAUAUAGAAUCUGAAAACUGGAAGUUUAGAUUGCAUGUCAAUGGUUAUUCAGGGAAUGCAGGAGACAGUAUGUUGCUCCAUAACGGAAUGCCCUUUAGUACGUACGACAUGGACAACGAUAACUGGUUGAAUAACUGUGGUUCAUUUUAUCGGGGGCUUGAUGGUAUAAUGUCUGCCACAAUUCAAAUCUCAACGGGGAGUAUGGAAACACAUCUUUUGGCAAAGGGAUCAAUUGGUACACUUGGAAAGGCUUCUAUUACUCAAUGAAGGAAGUCAGAAUGAUGAUUCGAAAACCCUAAAGUUGAAAGUCUUAGAGAUUCUAUCGGCCUAUCAAGGAAUUGUCCUUGUCUCUUUCUUAUAAAAAGGAUAUUUAGUGUUUUUUGAAAUCUGUAAUUAUUUGUGUAUUUAAUCAAAUGUUCAAUUAACUGCUUAAUAAUAUAAACAUUGAUUAUAAGAGUUUGUAUACUAAACU
Molecule: messenger RNA, 1087 nt
Organism: Magallana angulata
Lineage: Eukaryota; Metazoa; Mollusca; Bivalvia; Ostreida; Ostreidae
Product: fibroleukin-like
Exons: 6
Coding region: 1-882 (293 amino acids)
Source: RefSeq, a predicted model, not a curated record